GCUAACGAGGAGGAGAGGCCGGCCGGUCAGAGAUCGACCGAGAUGCAUCGUUCGUCGAGCUACUACCUGUCAUCCUCUUCAUCUUCGUCGUCAUCGAUGGGGGCGGCGUCGGUGACCGGUGGCCCAAGCGGGAAUGCAGGGCUGGACGCUGACCAUCUGCCGACGUACGACCCGCACUCGGACACAGCCAAGAAAGAGGCCCUCGACGCCUGCCGCGCCAACCUUGCCCACACACUCGUCCACCUCGUCCCCAUCGUGGUCCUCCUCUCCGGGCUUCUCCUCUGGUCGCUCUCCACCACCCCCGUUCACCCCACCGAGGUGGGCGUAAUUUUGCUAAAGAAGGAAAGACUAAUGGCGCUGAAGAGUGGGCUCGAGCACAGCUCGAACGGCCCCGGUAUGGUGGUUGCGAUGGAGAAUCUGGAUCCAGCGGGCAACACUGUUGGGAAAAGAAUAAAGAAGGACGGACUUAAGAAAUGAAAUGGAUGGAUGUGGUCCCUGUUGUUUUUUCUUAGUAAAAGAGCAAUUAGUUGCAUGUAUACCCAUUUUGGAAAAUACAUUUUCUUAGUAAAAGAGCAAAUUAGUUGCAUGUAUACCCAUUAAAAAACGACUAAGGAUAUAUAAAAACGAUUUUUUUUCUC
Molecule: messenger RNA, 638 nt
Organism: Hordeum vulgare subsp. vulgare (domesticated barley)
Lineage: Eukaryota; Viridiplantae; Streptophyta; Magnoliopsida; Poales; Poaceae
Exons: 2
Coding region: 43-477 (144 amino acids)
Source: RefSeq, a predicted model, not a curated record